AUGUCCCAGGUCACCAUAGUCGGGAUCUCAGGCCCGUCCUCCAGCGGCAAAACGACCCUAGCGCGUCUCCUGCAGAGCAUCUUCUCGCACGUCGACCCAGAUCUGCACACCUUUAUCAUCCACGAGGAUGACUUUUACCUCCCGGAUGAUAAAAUCCCAUAUACAACAACUGCCUCCGGCACCACAGUGCAGGACUGGGACACCGUCGAGGCGCUCGAUGUGCCCUUUAUGGCCGCGGCGCUGGCCUAUGUCCGAGCGCACGGCCACCUCCCGCCCCGCCUGAAGAGCAAGGAGGAUCUCAACGAGGCGUCUGACUCGGGCGUGCGCGAGGAGACGGUCCUAGGGCUGCGGCGGGACGUCAGCGCGCGACUGCAGCGGGGCCAGGACCAGGGCCAGGGAAAGGGCAAGCGGACGCUAGUUUUCUUCGAGGGGUUUCUGCUCUUCAGUCCGCCGGGAGCGGAGGUGAAGGAGCAUGUGCUGCGGCCGGUGCAUGAGCAAAUCGAUGUGCACUUGUUUCUGCCUGCGCCGUAUGACUUGGUCAAGGGCCGCCGGGAGAGUCGCAGUGGUUAUGUGACGAUUGGGCCGGCGCCGAUCCCGGCUACUCUGCCGCAGAGGGGAUCGCCGAUCCCGGAAGAUGUGAAACAGCAUGUGGACCUGGAAAAGGAGGACGAUGCACCGCCGCAGAACUUUUGGACCGACCCGCCAGGUUACGUCGACGAUAUCGUCUGGCCGCGAUAUGUUCGGGAUCAUGCAUGGUUGCUGCUACCUGAAACACCCUCCCCGGCUGAUGACUUGCAGGAACUCAAGAGCUUAGAUACCGAGGACCUAAUCAAGAGUGUGGGGCAAGGGGUGAACUUGAGAGAUGACGCUGGUGUUAUUGUUGCCCCGGGGAAGGGAGCAUCACCCAUGGCUGAUGUACUAAAAUGGGCUGUGGAGGAAGUGAUCAAGCCAUUCGAGACGGUGGGAUGA
Messenger RNA from Aspergillus clavatus NRRL 1, 969 nucleotides. Its product is annotated as ribosylnicotinamide kinase. Lineage: Eukaryota; Fungi; Ascomycota; Eurotiomycetes; Eurotiales; Aspergillaceae. Gene Ontology annotation, cellular component: cytoplasm. The coding region runs from base 1 to 969 and encodes 322 amino acids. The transcript has 2 exons. The record is from RefSeq and is a predicted model, not a curated record.